Molecule: messenger RNA, 2579 nt
Organism: Sebastes umbrosus (honeycomb rockfish)
Lineage: Eukaryota; Metazoa; Chordata; Actinopteri; Perciformes; Sebastidae
Product: follistatin-related protein 1-like
Exons: 11
Coding region: 846-1790 (314 amino acids)
Biological process (GO): cell differentiation; regulation of BMP signaling pathway; multicellular organism development
Molecular function (GO): protein binding; calcium ion binding
Source: RefSeq, a predicted model, not a curated record
CCGCGUAGGGAGGAGGGGAGGAGAAACAACACCAGACUUUCACUCCCAUGUGAAACCAGAAGUCAAAGUUGAUUUAUUUCUCACGUAACAUCCGUUCUUAAGUUACGUAACUUCCGUAGAUAUUUCAGCCCAAAGCACCAUCUUUUCCUAAACCUAACUAAGUUGUUUCCUGUGAAGACAGACCUAAAUUCUUUGGAAAAUGCACAAAAAAAUGAGGAAUAUCUUUACGUAAGAUAUCAUAUGAACCGUUGAGGAUACGUUGCAGCAGUUUAUGCGUAUGUGUGUGUUUUAUUUCACUCGAUACGACGACAAUAAUGGAUCAUGUCUUGUGUUCUGAAACUCGUUGAACUGGAGAGAUUCAACGAUGUGGAGACACAAAGAGAGUGUGAGCAGACUUUAAGUUCUUGUCAUCAUCUCCUCUACUGCUCUCACACCUCAACUAAGUGUGUGUGUGGACACAUUUCAGUGUGUCUUUGCAUGCAUCACACCUCUGUUAUCAUCUUGCAUUAAGCUCAUAACAUACCUUCCCUUAAAAGAGCCCCCCCCACACACAUACAAAGCAGAAGACGUGCACACACUCUGGCUGACCUCUCUGAUCUAUUUUUAGGAAGCGCACCAUUGGUGUCAGAGCGCACACCAGACGGGUGGGUUUAUCUGAACCUCAUCGUCUGACACACAGCUGACUGUCACACCAGAGAGCAAAAGUGAGGAAAAAACGCUCUGAGGUUGAACUUGACUCGACAAACUGAGAAACGACACACAGAGAGAGGACAAAGAGAGUCAUUAAAGGACGAUGUCUGAUCAAACACUGAGGAGAGAUACUGGAUCCUGACUGGUUCGUCUUAAUGCUGACUGAUAGAUUAACUGCCACGAUGUUGACCGUCUCGGUGCUCCUGCUGCAGCUGCUCCUUUCCUCUCCUCCCGUCUCCUCCUCUCCUCUGGCCAAGGAUCAGUCGGUGUGUGCCAGGACUUCCUGCGGUGCAGGUCGAGAGUGCGUAUCGACCGACAGAGGAGAACCAGUGUGUCGCUGUUUACAGCAGUGUGAUGUGAAGGAGCACUGGGUGUGUGGCAGCAACGACAGAUCCUACAGGAAUCACUGUGAGCUGCACAGAGACGCCUGCAGCACCCAGACCAAGAUACAUGUGGAGCACAGAGGACACUGUCUGGAGAAACCAACAAACACAGAUGUGAGCCCCAUCGUGUGUUUCCUGUCUGAUCGUGAUUGGCUGAGAGAGAGAGUGAUCCAGUGGAUUCAGGAGGAGGUUCAAUCUAACAACGUGACCUCCAACGUGACCUCAGGCAAUCACCUGCAGACGUACUUCAAGACGUACGAUAACGGGGAUUCAGAGCUCGACUCCAACGAGUUCCUGAACUUCCUGAAACACAACGAGACGGCCCUCAACCUCACGUACUCUAACACUCUGGAGACUAACAUGCUGCUCAGGUCUCUGUGUGUCGAUGCUUUGAUUGAGCUGUCGGAUGAAAACGCAGACUGGAAGCUGAGUUUAAAGGAGUUCAUCAACUGUCUGACGCCAACCUACCACCCAUAUGAGAGAAAGUGCGCUCUGGAGGACGAAGUGUUCGAGGACGGAGCUGAAACUCGGAUGGAUUGUAACAAGUGUGUGUGUGCCUGUGGGAACUGGGUCUGCACCGCUCUGACCUGCAACGGAGAGCAUCAGAUAGAGGAGGAUGUUCAGGAAGGAGCAGAAGAAGAAAUGACAGAAGAGGAGUGGAGCAGGAGAGUAGCUGAACUCAAUGCUUUACAGGUGGACAGACAUUACUCUCUUUAAAUGUAAUAAAAUUACUCAUUGCUCAGAGGAAAGUAUUCUCCGUACUUUACUGUUUAUUUUCAAGACGUUAUACACAAUUUAUUUCUUCAUGCAAACAGCAGAACGUAGUGUAAUUAAAUAGACUGCAACAUAAUUUAACAUAAAAGCAUUAUUACAUUUGAACAGAAUAAUAACAAUGUCCUUGAAUGCACCACAAAGAAGAAUAUUUAAGAACAUAUAUUAGCACAACUUUGGUAAAUAAAUUGAUAAAUACACUACCAAUUGUUUUCCAAUAAUAAAUAUAUACACACAUUUGCAUAAAGCAGCAUAUUUGGGUGAUAAAUACUUGACUAAUCUCCCUCUAAGGUACAUUUUCAACAGAUAAAAAAUGUGCCAUUAAUUUGCGAUUAAUCGCUAUUAAUGGAUUAAUAAGUGAACGCCCCUUGUACCUGUUCCAACAGGAGACCUGAGGUCACUGCAUCUGUAGCAGCCAAUCAGCAGCUGAGCUCCAGAUAAGACGAACAUCUCAAACCCAAUACAGAUUUUAUUUUUAGUAUCAAUCUUCUUCAAGCUGGUAUAUACAGAGAAUGUUUUUAUACUUUAACCACAUGUUUUUUUUUAUUGAUCAUUUACCGCAGGAGAAGUUGAUUUACAAAGAUUCUUUCAACUCUGUUUUCUAUGUAAAGGUAGUUUAAAUUGGCUAAAUGUUGAUUUUGUUCAUUAUUUAAGAGAAAAUAUUUAAAAUUGAAGUCACCACAAAUCAGCAAAGAAAAUUCCAAAUAUACUGAUUAUUGAUUGAGGCAGCCAAAA